Saimiri boliviensis boliviensis (Bolivian squirrel monkey) is the source of this 2791-nucleotide messenger RNA. Lineage: Eukaryota; Metazoa; Chordata; Mammalia; Primates; Cebidae. The record is from RefSeq and is a predicted model, not a curated record.
AUGCAAGCGAAGAAUGAAGCUCCUUUGGAGUCUAUUAAGGAAGAUGGGACUGGAAAGGCCCAGGAUAAGGCCUUCUGGCUUCAGUCACUUAUUAUGGAUGCAUUCCAUGAUAAAGGAUUUCAGAAAAUAAAAGAAUACUUUGAACAGAAAGAGAGCCACUUUCCUCAAAAAUGUAAUCGCCUUCUGUUAUACCGUCUUGACAGAUUAAUAAAUAAGGAACUGGAUAAAAAUGAAUUUCAGUAUGUGUCACUGUUGCUGGAAUGUAUUCAGCAAUUCUUCAUAGAUGGCCUGAAAGACGAUGAACCUUUGCUAAUUCAGCAGGGACUGAUCCCAAAGAUAAUUUUCUGGUUUGAAAGAACAAGAGGAAUUCUGACCUCAGAAGCCUUAGCCUCAGACACAUCACUGAUUCGUGUUAUAGAAGACUUCUUCGACACAGCGUUGAUUAUUUCCAAGAGUAGUAGUGAAGGGAAAAUUCAGAUGUUGGAUUCCUUCCUACUUAGCUUAGGAUUCCUGGUGACAGAAAAGACUGGAAAUCAUUUGAUUCAACAGGAGGCCUUGAAGACUUUUAACUGCAUUUUGCAUGCUGUACCUCAGGAAGAGAGAAAAAAAUUCCCUUUGUCAGAAGGCACGUGUCAUCUUAUGGAAGACCUUGCAAGGACACUGUUGACUGUGGGUGAUUAUGACCAGCAGGUUGCUAUAACUGAAGCGCUGUGUAGACUGACAAUUAAAAAUUCAAGGGAUGACCUUGUCCAUAAAUGGUUUGAUGAUGAAGUCAUUGCUGAAGCUUUCAAAGAAAUUAAGGGUCGAGAAUUUGAGACGGACAGUAGACGUUUUCUCAAUCACCUAAACAACAGACUUGGUGACCAAAGAAGGGUGUAUUCAUUUCCGUGUAUUGCGGCCUUUGCUGAUGAGCAUGAGAUGAGAAAACCAGAGGAUGAAAGCUUAGAGAAAUUUUGGAUCGACUUCAACCUAGGAAGUCAGAGUGUCACUUUUUAUAUAGACAAUGCUGAGGAAGCUCUAUGGGACUCAGUGAGACUUCCGAAGGAAGCAGUGAUGAAUUUCGGCAUAAUAGAAACUGAGAAGAUAAAGAUGCUUAUCAUUUACCUGAAGAACCCUAUCCUUAUCAGCUACAAAGAAGUCAUGAAGAUAGAAAUCCAUUUUGAUUUGCAGAUCAACAUAUCACAAGCUUCCAUUCAAGCUUUAGGAGAAGAUAAACAGAUGUUGCCUGGUCAGAUGAAAAUCUCCUCAGAACUUUUUAGUAAGUCUGAUAAAGAAGACAUGGAGAGUUUCAGUGGCCAUGAAAGAGACACAGAGCAGGCAGAAGAAUCCACCAAUGUGGUGGAGUUCAUGAGUGCUGAAGAUGACCGUUGCCUAAUAACUCUCCCCUUAAAUGUCCAAUCUGAGCCACCCGUGAAAGUUCUUUCAGAGCAUGAGCAUUCUUCAGAGUUACAAGAACCACCUGUUGAAAUUCAGGCUUCUCAAUUAAGUGACAAAUCAAGGGCAGAGUCUACUUUUGAGGGUGACAAAAAACCAGAAACAAGUGUAUCGAAGCAGAGUUAUAGAAAACAUCUCUUCUCUGAGAGUAAUCAAGAUUCAAGUACCAGUGAACAAUCUUGGAUCAGUAACCGAAAAAGGAAAUCCCUAAAGUCAUAUGUUAAUAGAAAGAAGACAAGAACCAGAAGUAGUCUAAGAACCUUGCCAAUUUUCCCUCCCAGCAGUAGCAGUGGCCAUGAGAAAGACCAAGCUAAGCUUCUAUCACCAUUACAGAAAGACAUACCCAAGCAAAAGAACGCUACACCUCCAAAGACUUCUGAAAAAAAAUUUCAAGAUAGUUUUGCCUUUUUGACUCCUGAAGAUUCUGCCGAGAAAACAGAGCUUCAAGGUCCUCACCCACUGAGCAAGCUCUCUUCCUUGGAGCACUCAGAAGAUGAAGAAAACUUAUCUAUGAUUGUGAACCAAGAAUCGCUAACGGAAAGUACUGGCUUCAAGCAUAAGCUGCAAAACUUGGAAGACACAGACAUACUAGAAGGUACUUUUGCCAAGUCAAAACAAUCAAGAUUGGAAGAAGCCGGAUCUUUCUUAGUAACAGAAAGAAGAAUGUUGGCAGAAGGCAUUUCUACUUCAUCCCUAGAAGUUGUGCCAGAGAAUUUGAAUGGUUCUGCCAUUCUGUCAACCUUGGAAGACUUCACUAGAGAACUGAAAAGAAAAUCCGAGCUUAGGUGCAGAAAGAGUCCACUUAAUUCAGAAAAUGCAAAGAAAGCACUGGAUUGCCUAAUAAAACUUUUAAACCAGAUACAACUGUACAGACUCAAUAAACUAGAACGCUUUCAAAAUUUGGUUCUUCAAGAGUUGAGCAGUCUUAAGAAAGAUAUUCAGGCCUUGGAACACCUUGAGGAGGAGGUUCUGGAAUUCUGGGAGAAACAGUCUGCUGAUCUGAAGGCUUUCUGUGAUCUGCAAAUGCAGAGGCUCAAUCCAACUAAGCCUUCAUAAGGAAAGUCAAAGCCUGGUUUUAUGAUUGCAUCUCUCAGCCUGGGCCGCCUGCAGAGGAAGAUAAAGAGCAAGGUUGCUGUUGGGCUCGGGCCAUGUUAGCCAGACUUCGGUGCUUGGUAUGCAUUUGGUGCUCGGUAUGCAUUCAAACUCCUCCACUCCAAAUAGCAUCCCUGGGACCUAUCGAAUUCAGAUGGAAUAUAUGUUGGUAGUUUGCAAUUGUAUUAUUAUCCAUGUGUUCAUAAAAGUUAACCUUUUGUGUUAAAAUUUGGUCAGAUAGUAUUAAUAGAAUGUUCAAGAUGUU